AUGCUCGCGGGUGCUUUUGCAGGAAUUGCGGAACACUCUGUGAUGUAUCCGGUAGACUUGCUCAAGACCCGCAUGCAAGUCCUGCAUCCUUCGACCGGUGGUCUUUACACUGGAUUGACCAACGCGGUUUCAACCAUCUACCGGAUUGAGGGCUGGCGAACACUAUGGAAGGGUGUUUCCAGUGUGAUUGUGGGCGCGGGUCCGGCACACGCGGUAUACUUUGGAACAUAUGAGAUUGUAAAGGAGAUGGCUGGUGGUAAUGUGGACGAUGGACACCAUCCUCUCGCCGCUGCUCUGAGCGGUGCGUGCGCUACUAUCGCUAGUGAUGCGCUGAUGAACCCAUUUGAUGUUAUCAAGCAACGAAUGCAAGUCCACGGAUCCGUUCACAAGAGUCUGAUGCAAUGCGCGAAAACUCUUUACCGCACUGAGGGCCUCCAGGCUUUCUACGUCUCAUACCCUACAACCCUCUGCAUGACCGUUCCCUUCACUGCCACUCAAUUCGUCGCCUACGAGUCCCUCUCCAAGUUCAUGAACCCCAAGCAGGAAUAUGACCCACUCACCCACUGCAUGGCCGGUGGUCUUGCUGGUGCCUUUGCUGCGGGUAUCACCACUCCUCUCGAUGUUGUGAAGACACUUCUCCAGACCCGUGGUCUUGCCGAGAAUGAGGAGAUCCGUUCCGCAAAGGGUCUGUUCAAUGCCGCCUCCAUCAUCAAGCGCCAGUUCGGCUGGGCUGGAUUCUUGCGUGGCAUGCGACCCCGGAUCAUUUCAACUAUGCCCAGCACAGCGAUUUGCUGGACUUCCUAUGAGAUGGCCAAGGCCUACUUCAAGAAUCUCGAGUAA
Penicillium verhagenii is the source of this 840-nucleotide messenger RNA. RefSeq names its product putative mitochondrial carrier protein (gene mrsA). NCBI's taxonomy places the organism in Eukaryota, Fungi, Ascomycota, Eurotiomycetes, Eurotiales, Aspergillaceae. The record is from RefSeq and is a predicted model, not a curated record. Gene Ontology annotation, cellular component: mitochondrial membrane. Bases 1 to 840 code for a protein of 279 amino acids. The transcript is spliced from 6 exons. Gene Ontology annotation, molecular function: ferrous iron transmembrane transporter activity. Gene Ontology annotation, biological process: iron import into the mitochondrion.